AUGUCUUAUAUACCGAGUCUCACGCUUCCCGCGAGCAUCUUCAGCAAUGCGCCUGUCGCCAUCCUUCUACCACUAGGACUCGGUAUGGGCUCCGGCCUCGUGUCCCAGCCCGGUGCGAGCAAACCCAAGAGUGUUUCGGACAAGGCAUCCCAGGACCGCGGCACAUGGAAGCCCACCCAGGAAAGAUACAUGGCUCUGAAGCAGCCACCAUUCCGUCCGCCGCCAUGGCUGUUCGCCCCUGCCUGGUCGACCCUGUAUAUACUCAUGGGAUACGCCUCGCACCGUGCCUGGGUCAACGGUAUGGCGAGCAUGAACCCGCGAAUCGUUGAGGAUACGAGAAGGGCCGCUACACUGUACACCGUACAACUUGGCCUGAAUCUGCUGUUCAUGCCGCUGUUUUUCGGGAUGGGCAGACCGAUUGAGGCGCUACUAGAUAUCACUACGCUGACAGGUUGUGUGGGCUAUCUCGCAUACAUCUGGAACAAAGUUGAUCAGGUGUCGGCGUACUGCAUGGCACCUUAUGUGGCAUGGCUCGGUUUUGCCACGUACCUCACUGCCGGCACGGGCCACCUAAAUGGCUGGACGACCAAGCUGCAGCCAGAGACGAAGAAGUCGGACUGA
Molecule: messenger RNA, 621 nt
Organism: Cyphellophora europaea CBS 101466
Lineage: Eukaryota; Fungi; Ascomycota; Eurotiomycetes; Chaetothyriales; Cyphellophoraceae
Exons: 1
Coding region: 1-621 (206 amino acids)
Cellular component (GO): mitochondrial outer membrane
Source: RefSeq, a predicted model, not a curated record